This is a messenger RNA of Myotis lucifugus (little brown bat), 4258 nucleotides long. RefSeq names its product arginyltransferase 1 (gene ATE1). The transcript has 12 exons. Gene Ontology annotation, cellular component: cytoplasm. Gene Ontology annotation, biological process: protein arginylation. Bases 54 to 1532 code for a protein of 492 amino acids. The record is from RefSeq and is a predicted model, not a curated record. Gene Ontology annotation, molecular function: arginyl-tRNA--protein transferase activity. Lineage: Eukaryota; Metazoa; Chordata; Mammalia; Chiroptera; Vespertilionidae.
UCCGUUGCGGGCAAGGCGUCCUGCGAAGUGGGAGAUAUGUGUACAAGCCUGUGAUGAAUCAAACGUGUUGUCCUCAAUACACUAUAAGGUGCCGAUCUUUACAGUUUCAGCCAUCAAAAUCUCACAAGAAGGUUUUGAAAAAAAUGUUGAAAUUUCUGGCUAAAGGGGAAAUUUCCAAAGGAAAUUGUGAGGAUGAGCCUAUGGAGCCCAGCAUGGAGGAUGCCGUUGCCGGGGACGUGGCGCUAAUCAAUAAAUUGGAUCUACAGUGUGACCUUAAAAAGCUCGGCGAUAACCUCAAAGAGAGCUUAGAGAGGGAAGUGAAGAAGAAAGGAAAAAGCACAAAGAAAGAGGAAUCGAACGAGUUUAUUCAGUCCCAGGACAAAAACGAGGAGCUGGGCUCUGGGGAACCGUCCCACGCAGUGGACGUGCACACAGCUCCUAAGCCAGGCAAAGGGGCAGAUUUGAGCAAGCCUCCGUGUCGGAAAGCAAAGGAAAUCCGGAAGGAGAGGAAGAGGUUAAAGCUCAUGCAGCAGAGCCCGGCCGGAGGGCCGGAGGGCUUCCAGGCUCCACGGGAACCAAAGACCAAACCCAACCAGCCGAAAUCGCUGGAGGAGUUAAUUUUUGAAUCUUUACCGGAGGAUGCGUCACAUAAGUUAGAGGUGAGGGUGGUGAGAUCAUCUCCACCAAGUUCUCAGUUCAAAGCCACAAUGCUGGAGUCCUACCAGGUCUAUAAACGGUACCAGAUGGUUAUUCACAACCACUCACCUGAUGAACCAACUGUCAGCCAGGUGAGGUUAGUACCUGUCUCCUUUGAGGACCCAGAGUUCAAGUCGUCCCUCAGCCAGUCGUUUUCUUUAUAUGUCAAGUAUCAAAUGGCCAUCCACCAGGAUCCGCCCGAGGAGUGUGGGAAGACCGAGUUCACAGGAUUCCUUUGCACCUCGCCUUUGGAGCCAGAGAAUCCCCCUAAUGGACCCGAUUGUGGCUAUGGCUCCUUUCACCAGCAGUACUGGCUGGACGGCAAGAUCAUCGCUGUGGGGGUGAUUGACAUCCUUCCCUACUGUGUGUCGUCUGUGUAUUUGUACUAUGAUCCUGAUUAUUCGUUUCUGUCCUUGGGUGUCUACUCUGCACUACGAGAAAUUGCUUUCACUAGGCAACUUCAUGAAAAAGCAUCUCAACUCAGCUAUUAUUAUAUGGGUUUCUACAUUCACUCAUGUCCCAAGAUGAGAUAUAAGGGUCAUUACAGACCUUCCGACUUGCUGUGUCCUGAGACGUACGUGUGGGUGCCCAUCGAGCAGUGCCUGCCUUCCCUGGAGAACUCCAAGUACUGCCGUUUCAACCAGGACCCCGAAGCAGCGGAUGAAGGUCGCAGCAGGGACCCCGACCGGCUGCAGGUGCUGUACAAGAAAGCCAUCCUGCCUUACGGCGUGUUCAAGCAGCAGCAGCGGGAGCCGGGCGAGGAGGCCGCCGUGCUGCAGUACGCCAGCCUCGUGGGCCAGGCCUGCUCCGAGCGGAUGCUGCUCUUCCGGAACUGAGCCGCUCCGCCGGCCGCACCCCGCGUGCUGGGCCUGUGCCGCCUAGACGCGCCGCUGCGGGCAUCCCGGUCCACCCGCAAAUCUCUUUUAUUUUGACUAUCAUAUGGCUUUUGUAAACUAUUUUGUGGCAAUGUACUUGUGAGAAUCUCAUGGUUAAUGUAAAGAUUUAAAAAAUAUGUUAUGACCUAGCUCCAUAAUUGGGGUUUAUAAUUUCAGAAGUUUGUUUUAUGAAUAAGACAUGGUAAGCUUCUCUUAUUGUCAAUAUUUUAGAAAGUAAAAUUAACCCGUGAAUUGUAAGUAAUUUUAAUUACAGUUGUGCCUGUUUGUUCUGUUAGAAUUCAAAGCAGAGUGUGUCCUCAGAUCCAUUUAAAACAUUAGUUUAUGCCAAAAAACAAACACCCUGACGCGUGGGGAAGAAGGUGGGGGCGUGUUUCAUCGCUUAGAACACGCCUUCUCUGGAGAAGGGAACUGCUGUUCGUUCUCAGUGUUCAGUCCCUGCCGAGCGUCACGUCGUGUGGGUCAGAAGGGAGCUGGGGGGCAGGUGUGAGACGGAACAGGCGUCUUGACACCAGGUCUGUGGACCCCCAUGGCCCCGCUCGCCCCCGGUGUGGCCUGAUUUCUUCCGGGAAAGUUGUUGCUAGUGCUCCUGUCACUCAGUUUCCCAGUGUGGACAGUCGAUCUGUAUUUGCCCAGGUAUGUAAUUUGCUCUGUUUCUAAAAGUUUAGGAAGUGGUGUUUCUAAAGAAAAUGUUGGCUCCUGCCUUCCCUGGCUGCUCAUUCCUCUGGACUGAGGACACUCGUCGUUGGUUCUUGAUUGAGAAUUAGCUCCUAUCCGGCUGCUUUCAUAGCUGUGGCCUCCACUCUAGGGUCAGGGUGGAACUCCGUGUCUCGCCCUUUGAUUGGGUGUCACUGGGGAUGCGACGCUGGUCAUUGAAGUGAAGCCUCCCCUGCCCCUCCCACUUCCUUUUGUUGGAGCAAUUGCCCCUGUGGCCACUGUCAGGGCGGCGGGCUGUGGAAGCACGAGGAUGGGUGGUUUUCUCGCGUUUUCUCCGUUGACCUGUCUCUGUUGACGUGUCUGAAGCAGAGCCCGGGAGGAGAGAGGAGAGGCUGGGGAGAAGUCGGCUGGUUUUCUCGCGCGCUCUCCGCUGACCCCUCGGUCCCGGCAGCCCCGUUCCGCCUUUGGUCUGUGUUGUGUUGCGUGAGCCUUUUGAGACUGUGCUCUAAAGCGCAGUCAUCUGACCCUCACUGCUGCCUUUACAUGUUCUUCUACAUGCACUGAAUUUAGAGAAAACAUUGUACAGUCAUUCCAGCAGCUAGAGCAGAAGGGAGACUCAUAAAGAAUGUUUCAGAAGUCAAAUGUCUAGACAUUGAACAUCCCGGUAAACUGCAUAUUCACUCAGUGUGGUUCCACCUGCCGUGUGCGGCUACAUGGCCACCUGGGGAUAGUGGUGAGUGAGCCGUGUCCUCUGAGAGCAGGGAUUUCACGUUCUCCUGGAACCCUUCAAAGCAGGCUCCAAGGGCAUUCGAUUGACUGGCUUAUAGCUUCCUUCAGAAUCUAUAGAAAACUGCUUCUCUUGCCCUCUCAAGUGAAAGUAGCUUAAUUUUUAUGAUUACGAAAAUGAUACUGUGAGCAAUUAAAACAUUAAGAAAAAUAUAACCAAGAGAGUAAAAAUAAUCAGAAAUCCUGCCAUACAGAGAAAGAUUAGUCGUGUACACUCAUAUGUUAUGUUAACAUAAAUCGGAUUCCGUCUACAUGCUGUUUUCUCAGUUGUGGGCUCUGAAGGUGGACGUUCUCAGGUGGGAUCGGAAGGUGUGAGUGCUUCGGUGUGAUCGGCAGGGCGGUCCUUGGUGCCCCGGGCACUCGGAUGCCAGGUCUGGGCGUCGGCUGCCUCCCUCUGAGUAGUUGGCGUGUAGAAUGGUGUUGGCAAGGAUCACACUGAGUAUCAGUGAGGAGACAGCUUGGCUCAGCACAAGCUGGUUUUUCCCGCAGGAGGCUCCUUCAGGGAGGCCGCUGGUCCGCCUGCCGGGACCUGGGCUGACCCUGCGGGGGCCCUGGUGGCUCAGGGAGGCCCCAGAGGGUCGGCAUGAAGAUUGGCUCGGUUGCUCAAGUCACGUGUUGGGUUUUUUGUUUGUUUUUGAGAACAGAUAGCAGUUUCUUGAAAAGCCAGCCAUGUGUUUCUCUGCGUCUGCUGCUGCCGCUGGUGGCUGGAAGGGAGGGGCAGUCAAGGGCAGUGGCCGCCUUGUCCGUUGACACACAGUCCAGCUGGGAAAUCAUCUCCCGUCCUGGCUUCCUCUAAAGACAGAACCUUUCCAAGCUGGCGGCUCUGGUCACACCCGCCUUCCUGUCUUGGGGCAGAAGGUACUAGAGGUUCCCCAUACGACCAUCAUUACUUAAAUUAGUUCUGUUCUAUUGAAACUUUUGUUCUCUUAUUUUUACAAAGUAUAAUCUGAGCACUUCUUAUAUUCUCAAAUAUAGAGCCUAUUAGAUAAAUAUGUAAUCAUUUGAUUAAAAUUGGAUAAGAAAUUACUGUUCAUUUUCCCUUUCAAACAAGCUUAUCCUGUUUUUAAUCUAUUUUUCAAAAUAUCGGUUGUGUAUGGUUGCUUGACAUAGUGGAAUCUAUUAUGUAAAUGAACCUUGUCAGGUUUUGAAGGAUGUAUGGUUUGAUUUUAUUGGCUUUCUAUUAUUUUAGUGUGAAUAAAGGUGAAAAAGAAUAUGAUGACCAGUUA